Molecule: messenger RNA, 906 nt
Organism: Rhineura floridana
Lineage: Eukaryota; Metazoa; Chordata; Lepidosauria; Squamata; Rhineuridae
Product: olfactory receptor 4Q3-like
Exons: 1
Coding region: 1-906 (301 amino acids)
Biological process (GO): G protein-coupled receptor signaling pathway
Cellular component (GO): membrane
Molecular function (GO): G protein-coupled receptor activity; olfactory receptor activity
Source: RefSeq, a predicted model, not a curated record
AUGAACACCUCCACUGUCACUGAGUUUGUCUUCUUGGGUCUCUCUCACUCCCGUUCCAUCCAGCUCCUUCUCUUUGUUUUGGUCUUGGCCUGUUACACUGUGACCCUGUUGGGCAACCUCCUCAUUGUAGUGACAGUACAUGCAGAGCCCCGCCUCUUUGAGUCCCCCAUGUACUUCUUCCUGGCGAAUUUAUCCAUUCUUGAUAUUUCUUGGGGUUCUGUGGCUGUCCCCAAGAUGAUGGCAGACCUAGCAAGCUGUGGCCAAACCAUCUCAUAUGGAGGUUGCAUGGCCCAGAUCUUCUUCCAUCACUUUUUUGGAGGUGCUGAGAUGUUUCUCCUCAUCCUCAUGGCCUACGAUCGCUACGUGGCCAUUUGCCACCCACUGACGUACACGACCACAAUGAACCGGCCUCGUUGCUUGAGGCUCGUCACAUCGUGUUGGGCUGGAGGCUUUAUCCACUCUAUCACCCAGCUGAUCCUGGUCCUCCAGCUCCCAUUCUGUGGACCAAAUGAACUGGACAAUUUCUUCUGUGACAUUCCACAGGUGAUCAAACUGGCUUGCACUGAUACCUAUGUCACUGAGCUACUCAUGACAGCCAAUGGUGGCCUCCUCACUGUAGUUUCCUUUCUUAUCUUGCUAGUGUCAUAUGGUGUCAUCCUGUCGACCUUCCGAGGCCACCUCAGGGAGAGUGCAGGGAAGGCUCUGUCCACCUGUGGCUCUCAUGUGAUGGUGGUCAGCCUCUUUUUCGUGCCCUGCCUCUUUGUGUACCUUGUACCUUUUUCCAGCACCAGUUUAGACAAAAUGGCUGCCAUGUUCUACACUGUAAUCACCCCUGCCCUCAACCCAAUGAUAUAUACUCUAAGGAAUAGGGAAAUGAAGGAGGCUGUGGGAUGGUUGAAGAAAUAG